UCGCCUCUCCAAACUCCUGGCCAAGGCGCGCGGUGGCGUCCUCGCGCUCUCGCUCGCGCCCCCGCCCGUCGCCCGCCCAGGCCAGGCAUGAAUGCUGAGACUUGUGUCUCUUACUGCGAGUCGCCGGCUGCUGCCAUGGACGCCUACUACAGCCCGGUGUCGCAGAGCCGGGAGGGCUCCUCGCCUUUUAGGGCAUACCCCGGCGGCGAGAAGUUCGGCACAACUUUCCUCUCGACCGCCGCCAAAGGGCAGGGAUUCGGAGACGCCAAGAGCCGGGCCCGCUACGGCCCGGGGCAGCAGGACCUGGCGGCACCCCUGGAAAGCGGCGCCGGGGCGCGGGGCUCCUUUAACAAGUUCCAGCCGCAGCCGCAGCCGCCGGCCCCGCAGCAGCCGCAGCCGCAGCCGCAGCCGCAGCCGCCCGCGCAGCAACCGCAUCUCUACUUGCAGCGCGGGGCUUGCAAGACUCCCCCGGACGGCAGCCUCAAACUCCAGGAAGGCAGUGGCGGCCACAACGCGGCCUUGCAGGUCCCCUGCUACGCCAAAGAGAGCUCUCUGGGCGAGCCAGAGUUACCGCCUGACUCUGACACCGUGGGGAUGGACAGCAGCUACCUCAGUGUGAAGGAGGCUGGAGUGAAGGGGCCCCAGGACCGGGCCAGUGCCGACCUCCCCAGCCCGCUGGAGAAGGCCGACUCCGAGAGCAACAAGGGCAAGAAGCGGAGGAACCGGACGACCUUCACCAGCUACCAGCUGGAGGAACUGGAGAAGGUCUUUCAGAAGACCCACUACCCCGACGUGUAUGCCCGGGAGCAGCUGGCCAUGAGGACAGACCUCACCGAGGCCCGUGUGCAGGUCUGGUUCCAGAACCGGAGGGCCAAGUGGAGGAAGAGGGAGCGUUUUGGACAGAUGCAGCAGGUUCGAACCCACUUCUCCACUGCCUACGAGCUGCCCCUCCUCACCCGGGCUGAGAAUUAUGCCCAGAUUCAGAACCCGUCCUGGAUCGGCAACAAUGGGGCUGCCUCACCAGUGCCAGCCUGUGUGGUCCCCUGUGACCCAGUGCCCGCCUGCAUGUCCCCUCACACCCACCCCCCUGGCUCUGGGGCCAGCGGCGUCACCGACUUCCUGAGCGUCUCGGGCGCCGGCAGUCACGUGGGCCAGACCCACAUGGGAGGCCUGUUCGGAGCGGCGGGCCUCAGUCCGGGCCUCAAUGGCUACGAGCUCAACGGGGAGCCGGACCGCAAGACCUCGAGCAUCGCGGCCCUGCGCAUGAAGGCCAAGGAGCACAGCGCGGCCAUCUCCUGGGCCACAUGACAGGGCACCCCUCGGCCUGUCCCCACGCCCUCCCCCGCCUCGGGGCACUGGCCACGCCCAUGCUUCCCAGGCCCCCAGCCUCCCAUUCGACUUUCCUCUUAGGAACCUAGCCUGGGCCGGGGGCCUGGCCCUCAGCACUUUCAGCCACCCCAAGUGUGAGGCCCCGCGGACCGCUGGGAGGGAGGGGCCAGCAGGUCCCGCCCGCCCUGGCACCGAGGCCGAGCCCCUGCUCCUGGCCAGAGGCAGUGGAGGAAGCCAGGUGGCCGAGUUUUGCAGCUUUGCAUCCAUUAUAAGCUGAAGACCCUUUCUCCCCACUCCUCCUCUGCCCUGCCCGGUUUGAGGGCGGAGUCAAGGCUAGAUUCCCAUCCAGACCGAGCAGCGGCCUCGUGCUAUCAUGUCCGUCCUUCCCUCUGCCAUGUGGUCCCCUGGUCUCCUGGUCCCUGGGGCCAGGGACUGUGUCUGAAGAAUACAGUUCUGUCCUUCAGAGACCUGCAGAGUUGGCCCCUGCCCCUCCCAUCCCCAGUUCUCCUCCUGAAAGUCCACGGAAUCUGACCUCCUGGGCCCAAGGUGCCCGCCUCACCUGCACCCACCCUGGCCAUCCCCUGCGCUGCAUCUCCUUGGAGGGCUGGACAGAACGGGAGAGGAGCUGGAGCUGAAGAAUCCUGCUGUCACCCAGCCAUGCUGGUGUCUAGGAGAGGGGACAGCCCCCGACGGGGCACGUUCCAGCUCUCGUGCACCCUCAAACUCUGGAUCUCGGAGAACACUGCAAGGGGAGGACACAGACUGCCCACAGUACCCACAGUGCUGGAAGAAGAAACGCUUCUAGAGAGAGGAAGAGCUGCAGGGAGGUGUCCGGGAAGGGACAGGGGCUCAGGCACUCACUUCCGCUCUCCUGACCGCCCAACACCCCACAACCCGCAGGUUGGAUUUUCCAGGGGGCAGGUCCGGGCAGCUUCGUUUUCUAGCCAGCCAGGCCCCCCCGCCCAGGAGGACCUGGAGACGCCUGUCCCUUCCCCCACCCCUUCUGCUUGCUUGCCAGGCAGUGUCUUGGCGUGGAAGGACUUAUACCUCGGAACACACAAGUAGGGCCUGGAGUCAUGUUGGCAGAGGGGUCAAGAGCAGCGUGCGGAGUUUGCUAAAGGAUGGGUGCUCACGCUCGGCCUCUCGGCCCCUACACUGCCUCAGACUGCCUGUCCCUCAUCAGUCAUCCCUGGAGCGGCACCCUACCUGCCAGAACCUUCCGCAGUGGGUGGGGGCUCUAUGUUCUUCCAGGUGAGGGCAGAGAGAGCCCGCUCUUGCACUUCGUCCCUAGGGAAUCCGAAAUCUCAGCCCCCCGCUCCAGCCGCUAGAAGGGCUCGUGGGCUCCGCUCCUCUGGGUCGCUUGCCCUGUUCCGGAUGUGGGGGCAGGAUGCCGUCCGGAAGCGGUUUCCCUGCCUGCAGGAAGGUGCCUCCCACAUCUGCCUCACUGGAGACCAGCCGCUUGAGUUUUGGCACCAGAUCCAGCCGUCACCUAAGCUUGUGGGACACCGUCCCUGUCCUCUGAGGCCGGCCUUUAGGGCCCGAGAGGCCCCUCCAGCAGGCGGCCCCCCGGGGGACAAGUCCUCGCCUUUCCUACCUUUUGCCCUGAUCCUGUCAGGGAGGAGGGCCAAGUCCAGCUGGCUUGGGGGACUGCACCCAGGACAGCCUCUUGGCUUGGCUGGGGGGAGAUCCUCUGCCCUUGAGCCGCUCGAGGUUUAGAAGGAAUCACAGUCCCGGUCUCUGCCUUCUGCUCUUAUCUGCCCUGGAAACAGGCCUGGGCAAGGAUCCGGCUUUGGCCUCCCUUGGUAAGAGUCAGACCUCUUUGUGAACCAUAGCUCUAACAUUGAUCUUCUAGAAGUGAAAAGCAUCUCGGACAUGGAGUUAAAUGUUGGUUUUAAAUGUUCCAGAUAUCUGAGGAUCUUGGAAUGACUCUUAGGAAGCCUUUUCCAGUUCUGAGGUUCACUGAAAUAACUCAAGCUCCCCAAAUCUAGGAAGGGAAAGGGAGAAGCACUUAAGGCUGGGAAUCGUUCCCUCUUCCCUUAAGGGCUCUGGUGACUGGCAAGGAAAAGGGAGGAACCCUCGUCAUACCAUGUUCUCACCCAGGAGGGGAUCUGCACAGAGAGAUGGAGCUGGGGAGAGCCCCAGAGGAGGAGGGGAGAGAGAGGAGGGGAGAGAAAGAGAAGGCAGAUUCUUCUAGAAGGGACCCCUGGUGCUCAAUUCCUCUGACUGCCUUCUGGCUGGGCUAGACCAAAGUCAGACAAAUUUCAACCAAAAAGCUUGAGAAGAAAAAGCCUCUAAUAGAGGGAAGCUCUGUGGCUCUGGCUGCCCUUUCCACCAACACAGCCAAGUAUUUAUGAUUAAAAUGUUGGUGUGAAAUGUGCCUGUUCACCUCCCCAUCGUAGCUCCCUGCCCCAGGCCCCCAGGGCCUGCCCCACACUCUGAGAAUCAUAGAACCUGGAGCCGGGAGGGACUUAAAGACCCUCUACUCAGUACACUCCCUUCACACCGGAGAUAAGAAGGUCCCCACCCUGGGGGGCAGGGAGGGCAGGGCGGGGAGGGACUGCCCCGAGGAGUGAGGCCUUAGCCCACACUGGGUGGCAGGGCCUCACGCGACAUCUCAGCUCUUGGUGGGCGGUCCUCCCUCUCAUCAGCCUUCCCUCUGCUGCCUUCCCAGGGGCGGCUAGGCCCAGACCUCGGAGGGCAGGAGGCGUCCCCGCGGCAGCUCCCGUGAGGACCCCGCGAGCCUGGGGGACUCUCCAGGCCUGGCUGGCGGGCUUCUUCAGUGCAAGGGCUCAGGCAGGUGGGCAGAGACGAGCGCCGGCCGGCUCUGUGGGCCACCGCGAAGCAAAUAAGCUUCAGGAGGCGAGGAUCCCCUUUGGCUCCGUGCCUGAGAUCGCGACAGAGACAGAGAUGCGGACCUGAGGCGGCCAGCGGAGUGACAGGCAGCCUGCUGACACUGGGAGAGCCUCUGGGCCCCGCUGGGAGCAAGGCCAGGCGGCCGGGCCUUGACACGAAGGUGCUGCUACCCCCUCGCGGCCCUCACGACACCCGGGGCGUGGAAGGACAGGGCUCUGGGGGCACACACAAAGGCCUGUGCCCAGGUCUUCACCGGCACUGGGGGGGCAUGGACUCUAACCUUUCUUGAAUCCUUUCAACCAUACUUGAUUCUCGCCUCUCACUACCGCGCGUCCAGCUCGGGGAAGCAUGGUGGCCUGGUCGCUUCAAAGACACUGCAGGGGGAUGGGGGCAGCAGGCCUGAGGUGGGUCCCAGCAUCCUCGGCAGUGCCACAAGGGGUCCAGCUCCAGGGCCCCACCAGCCCUCUCUUCGGCUGGGUAGGCAAGAGGAGCUUGUGUGUGAGAGCUCCUGUGCAUCUCGCUUAGGCAGCCGUUCUGUCUCGGGGCCAGGUUAAGGGGAGACCGUCUCAUGGGACACACUGGGGCCUCUGAUCUGCUCGAUGGCCCUGUCAGGGGCAACGGCAAACAGGACUAGCUGGGGGACGAUGGUUGGCAAACCAGCCCCCAGGAUAAUCAUCCAUGGUCAUGAAAGAGAAAAAUGAGAAGACCCCGAGAACCCUACUUCCAAAGUCAUAACAGCCCCACUUCACCUCACCGAGGAUGCUGUCGGGAGGAAAGGCCUUCUGGCGAACCAAACAUGACCUAGCCUCGCCCUCGCCCUCCCCUCCUCCCCUUCACGUACACACAUAGAGCUAGGCCUUUAUACUACUGAUUUUGAAGGGCAGUUUUCAAUGCCUAAUAAUCUGUUUGAUGUGCAGUGGUUGCAAAGAGAGCUGAGCACUCCAAGGAGCGUGAGCCUCAGCCAACACUGACUGUUCUCAUUGUAAGAUAUUUAACCCUGUAUAAACGCAACUUUUCCUUUAGCUUAAUGGCCUGGGGUGGAAUAUUAAAAAUAUAUAUUAAAAAUACAUUAAAAAUUCAGAAAAAAAUGUAUAAAAAACGAGGUCAGUUCCAUAAGGUUUUACUGCCUAUAGCACCAUGUAACUACAUUAUAGCAAACUAUUAAAAGAAUCAUUUCUUGCCUUUUAAAGUAAGUUAUUGCACUUACAUCUUCUUUGGGAGGGGAGGAAUAUCGACGAGAAGGGGACUAGGACCUAGGCGUGGGGCCGAACGGCGAGCGCCAGCAACUGGGCGCUCCGGAGCACACUUCGCUGGGCACAGCCCACACUGUCUGUUUGGUUGGU
Molecule: messenger RNA, 5525 nt
Organism: Ailuropoda melanoleuca (giant panda)
Lineage: Eukaryota; Metazoa; Chordata; Mammalia; Carnivora; Ursidae
Gene: ALX4
Product: ALX homeobox 4
Exons: 4
Coding region: 88-1308 (406 amino acids)
Biological process (GO): regulation of transcription by RNA polymerase II
Molecular function (GO): DNA-binding transcription activator activity, RNA polymerase II-specific; RNA polymerase II transcription regulatory region sequence-specific DNA binding
Source: RefSeq, a predicted model, not a curated record